Colletotrichum destructivum is the source of this 1291-nucleotide messenger RNA. Its product is annotated as Putative SUI1 domain-containing protein. Gene Ontology annotation, biological process: translational initiation. Gene Ontology annotation, cellular component: eukaryotic 43S preinitiation complex. Gene Ontology annotation, molecular function: RNA binding; ribosomal small subunit binding; translation initiation factor activity. The transcript has 4 exons. The record is from RefSeq and is a predicted model, not a curated record. Bases 1 to 531 code for a protein of 176 amino acids. NCBI's taxonomy places the organism in Eukaryota, Fungi, Ascomycota, Sordariomycetes, Glomerellales, Glomerellaceae.
AUGCCAGGCAAUUGUGGCGCCUCACUCACAACAAUCCAAACGCGCAACCCAAACCACUCCCAGGGCACCCCUUUUGCCUACAUACCUUCCAAGUUCAGAAACCCACACCCUUACGCCAACGCGCCAAACGCACCACUACAAACCCAGCCACACGCUCACGCGACAAAGCUCUUUCUCAUGACUACCAUCGAAAACCUUAAGACUAUCGACCCCUUCGCGGACGCGGACGAGGGCGAUGCCAACAACGCCCAGAAGAAGGGCCAGGACUACAUUCACAUCCGUAUCCAGCAGCGCAAUGGCCGUAAGACUCUCACUACCAUCCAGGGCCUGCCCAAGCGAUUCGACCAGAAGAAGAUCCUCAAGGUCAUAAAGAAGAAGUUUGCCUGCAACGGCACCAUCGUGGAGGACACGGACCUCGGCGAGGUUAUUCAGCUCCAGGGUGACCAGCGCAAGGCCAUUCACGACUUCCUCAUCGAUAAGCAGGAGGGCCUUGAGAUGGACUCCAAGCUCGUCAAAGUCCACGGCUUCUAAACAAGCCGUCACUGCCAGGAGGCGCCGUCUCCCCCUCGCAGCCGACCGGAUCCCGGUGACACCAUCCCCUCGGGGAAGACGACACGAUUACCGAUCAGCUCCAAUUACCUCUUCUCGUCCUUUUUUAUUAUUUUUUACCCAGCUUGUCACACAAACAGAAACACUCGUGAAGAGGGUUAAAACCGAUUAGCUCCGAGAUUGGGACAAAGGACUGCUCUGAAAGGUCGAUUCCAAAAAACUUUUUUGCGGGGAUGGAGAAAAACUGGGAGGAUCUUAAAGGUGCCUGCGGGAGAUUUACACAACGAUCCGACAACCUGUGACCCGGAAUGGGGUUUUGAGGGGGCGACUCGGAUCGCGUAUGGUGUGUCACGCUGGAAACUGGCAAUGGGAUUUUCAAUGGUCUUGGUGAGGCUUUUUCGAGGGCCUGUUUUGUCAAAUGCACCGUUCUGUGACAGCAGUGUCGAACGACAACUUGAACAAGCAUAAGAUACGAACGAUUACUACUUUUGAGCAUUACGUCCGGUCACAAAUCUGUCGGCCCUAACUAGCUAGGUUCCGAUGUUCAGGGCUACUGGCAAAGCUGCGAGAGGCCAACCACCAACACUUCGUGCGGCUGUCAUCGGGUAAUCCGACCGCCGCAGGACAUGUGACGCAAAGGACACAGAGUGAUUCGAUACCGUCUUUAGGAUGACCAACCCUCCCUGUCGUGUAUCGCGUGCAUUCCAUGUGGUAUCUCGUAAGUCACUGUCAUGACAAUGGG